UUACUGUCUCAAUAUGGUGCCCGGUGACUGCCCGUCAUAUCCUCCCCCCACCCCACCCAUCACGACCAUAUUUGCCUUCUCUCCGCUUGGGCCAUCGAUGGCCAUUUUGUCUCGGUCGUCCGCUGAGCGCUCGAAGCCCGCGGCGGCCGCGGCGGCAGCGGGAAUGAACGGCGAUCGGUUCUCCUGCCUGGAGGCAGCGAGUCAUGGCAGCACACAGACAGAAAGACAGACAGACAGACAGACAGACAGACAAUGAAAGGAAAGAACAGUGAAGGUAUCCCGAUUGUCUGCCUUGUUGUCAUCGAGCCUUACUUGGUGCCCGACAGCGGCGCGUGAUACCCUCCCCCCAACCCAUCCAUCACGACCAUGUCUCUCCGAGACCCACUCACACCGUCGGCGCACUUCUUGCCUCGGCCGACCUGUUGCGGCUGGAUGCAGCCCGCUGCUGCCGCUGCCGCUGCGGCCGGCUGCCUCUGUCGGCGGGCAGUGACCAGCCGAUUCAUCUUCUUCUGCAACGGCUCUUCGUCCCCCUCGUCCUUCACCACCUCGCCCUUGGAUCCCUUCCCGCCCACGGCACGCCGGCUCUUCGGUUUCUGUUGGUGAGCAGCAGCAGCGGCGGCGGCGGCUGAUGUGGCGCGAGAGGUCUUCUUGGGGCCCUUGGCGGCGGUGCCAUGUCUUUGCUGUGGCCUGGGGUCUUCAGGCCCAGCUGGAUGGGCAGAGGUCAGGUCAGCCCCGUUCUGGGACUUUGUGGCGGCAGCAGCCUGAUGGAUUCGAAUCACAGGCAGGGAGCAAGGACACACAAUGCCAUCCCAUGAGGGGGCCAUGCACCUUUCAUGCAUCGGCGUCUCGGCGCGCCGAAGUGCCCAUAUUUGCCCUUAUGCACUGGCCAUGUUCCCUCUCCUUACCUGUGAGCGUGUCUGCAUCACCAUCCCGGCAGACGACUGGCGAUACGACUUCAAAGACUCCUCCCGUGAGCAACAACAACACAACUCAACAGGCAGUUGUAGAACUGAGCAGACUCCGAGACGCCUCGGAACAGGCGGGCCAGCUCCACUGGCGAGGUCACCUCUGAUCACCCGAAGUCUGUUGCUGAAGCGAACGAGCUGCUGUGCAGGACAAAGGUGGCAUGAGGAUGGUGUCACAAGACGCCCCCAUGUGAAGCGCUUCACGUGGAUACUAGUGCCAUGGUGCUUGAUUGAUAGCUUCACUGGCCAAUUGGGACUG
Messenger RNA from Vitrella brassicaformis, 1224 nucleotides. NCBI's taxonomy places the organism in Eukaryota, Vitrellaceae. The record is from the annotation of a GenBank genome assembly.